AUGUCUUACGGUGGACGCGGUAAUUACAGUAAUGGUGGCUACGGGGGUAGCUAUGGUGGCUCCGGCGGCGAUUACGGCGGCUACGGUGGCUCCGGCGGCGGCGGCGGUGGUUACGGCGGCGGCGGUGGUUACGGCGGCGGCGGCGGCUACGGCGGCGGCGGCGGUGGUGGCUACGGCGGCGGUGGUGGUUACGGCGGCUCCCGCGGCGGCUUUGAUAAUGGUCCUGGUCUUGGCGCUGGUCUUAACAAGGUCAACUGGGAUUCGACAGAGCUCCAUAAAUUUGAGAAGAACUUUUACCGGGAAGAUGCGCGCGUUUCCCAGCGCUCUGACCAGGCAAUCGAAGAGUUCCGCAGGGCCAAUGAAAUGACGCUGCACGGUAAGAAUAUUCCCAAACCUGUGGAAACAUUCGAAGAGGUUGGAUUAUCCGACGCUAUCCUGGGCGAAAUCAAGAAGCUCGGAUUCGAAAAGCCUUCUUCUAUCCAGUCGCAGGCUUGGCCCAUUGCGUUGAGUGGCCGCGACUUGGUCGCCAUCGCAGAGACCGGCUCUGGUAAGACAAUUGGAUUUGGUCUUCCUAGCUUCGUGCAUAUCAAGGCUCAGCCGCCGCUCAAGUAUGGCGAUGGGCCUAUUGCGUUGAUUCUUGCUCCUACGCGCGAGCUUGCCGUCCAGAUCCAGACUGAGAUGAACCGCUUUGGUCGUGCAAGCCAUAUCCGUACGGCUGCUGUGUAUGGUGGUGUUCCCAAGGGACCCCAGAUUCGCGAGCUGCAGCGCGGCGCAGAGAUUGUGAUUGCUACGCCGGGCCGUUUGAUUGACAUGCUCGAGAUUGGCAAAACGAAUCUGCACCGUGUCACCUACCUUGUGAUGGACGAGGCAGACCGCAUGCUUGACAUGGGUUUCGAGCCCCAGAUCCGCAAGAUUAUCGAGCAGGUGCGCCCCGACCGCCAGACGCUCAUGUUCUCUGCGACGUGGCCUAAGGAGGUGCAGCGCCUUGCGUCUGACUUUUUGGAUGACUUUGUCCAGGUCAACAUUGGCUCGAUCGACCUCGCUGCAAACCACAAUGUGAAGCAGGUGGUCGAGGUAUGCACCGACUUUGAGAAGCGCGGCCGUCUGGUGAAAUACUUGGACCAGAUCAGCCAGGAGAGCUCCAAGGUGCUCAUUUUCACAGCCACCAAGCGCAUUGCGGACGAACUCACCAAGUUUCUCCGCCAGGAUGGCUGGCCAUCCCUGGCUAUUCACGGUGACAAGGAGCAGCGAGAGCGUGACUGGGUCCUUUCUGAAUUUAAGUCGGGGCACAGCCCCAUUAUGGUGGCCACUGCUGUGGCCUCGCGUGGUCUUGAUGUGAAGGACAUUGGUUAUGUAAUCAACUACGACUUCCCCACAAACACGGAAGAUUACAUUCACCAGAUUGGCCGUACCGGCCGUGCUGGACGUAAGGGUACCGCCAUUACCUUUUUCACCACGGAAAACCAAAAGUCUGCUCGCGAGCUCGUCUCGAUUCUGCGCGAGGCGAACCAAGAUAUCCCGCAGGAACUUCAAGAUAUGGGGUUCCAGCCAUGGUACAAAUUGCCCUCCUGGGAAGCGUGCCUUGAAGAGCUGCAUGGGGAUAUAGUGUGCUUUCAGGAGAUGAAAAUGACGCGGAAACAGCUGCAGUACGCCAUGUGUGUAAUGGACGCGUACGAGGGGUUCUUUGACCUGCACCCCACGAAAGGAUACUCGGGCACGGCCACGUAUGUGCGCAAAGCUGCGUGCAUGCCGAUUGAUGCAGAGAUAGGCAUUACCGGUCGCCUUCCAAGCCGGCCGAUUGGCGGACAAGCGGCAACAGACGGUGUCGACGCCGCCAUUGUUCCUGCCCUCGACUCGGAAGGACGCAGCGUGAUUCUCGAUUGCGGGUUAUUUGUAUUGAUCAACGUAUAUGCGCCCAACGAAACUGGCCCCGAGCGUCUAGAGUACAAGAUGGGAUUUCACCGCGUAUUGGAAGCGCGCAUCCAAGCACUGCAACGUCUCGGGCGCCAAGUGAUCCUCGUCGGUGACUUGAACGCGGUUGGCCAUCCUAUUGACCACUGCGAAGGCAAAAACGUCGAUCUUAGUAAAUUCCUAGCACAUCCAGCAAGGGCAUGGCUUCGAUCGCUGACAAACGCAGAGGAAGGAAGCCUCGUUGAUACCACGCGGACACUGCACCCGGACCGCGAAAAAAUGUUUACAUGCUGGAAUACAUUGAUCGAUGCACGCCCUGCAAAUUACGGCGUGCGACUGGACUAUAUUCUAAUCACACCGGGCCUCUUGCCAUGGGUCAAGGCGGCCGAUAUCCAGCCGGGCAUUUAUGGGUCCGACCACUGCCCCGUUUUUCUCGAACUGCAUGAUGCAAUAGAAAAGGACGGCACACUACUGCAUCUCGCAGAUCUCAUGCAUGGUACUGCAGGGAUGCAUGGGGCUAUUAAGGUGCCGAGCCUUGCCGCAUCGCGCUUAGAGCCGUUCUGUGCACAGGCACAGCCGCGGCUGGUGGCUAUGUUUGGAGCUCAGCGUGCAUCCAAAAACAAUGCAGUCGUAGCUCCCGUGCAGACCACGUCCAAACACGCAACAGUGCCGCGUGCUAUUCCCAAAAAGGCGCCCGCCUCCAAAGGUCAGCCCAACCUUUUGGAAUUUUUCGGCGGAGGAAAGCGCAAAGAAACAAGCCCACCAGGCGGACCCAACCAAGACUUAGAGUCACCUAGCAAGCAACUGCGGCUGGCAUCGCUGCUUGUGCCUGUUCCUCGAGAAACACCACCGAAAGCGGCAGCGCAAUGGGACUCGAUUUUCACGCCGCAGCCGCCGCCGCUGUGUUCCAUGCACAACGAGCCGGCCAAAGCAUGCAUCGUGAACAAACCCGGUGUGAACCAAGGACGCAAAUUUUGGCUCUGUGCACGACCUGUGGGGCCAGGCUACGAAAAGGGGGGGCGUGCCGAGCCGAGCCUCACGUACAGAUGCAACUACUUUGCGUGGGACUCGGACGUGAAACGCAGUCGGAAACCCAAACGCUAA
This is a messenger RNA of Malassezia vespertilionis, 3015 nucleotides long. RefSeq names its product RNA helicase (gene DBP2). The coding region runs from base 1 to 3015 and encodes 1004 amino acids. The record is from RefSeq and is a predicted model, not a curated record. Gene Ontology annotation, biological process: DNA repair; rRNA processing. Lineage: Eukaryota; Fungi; Basidiomycota; Malasseziomycetes; Malasseziales; Malasseziaceae. Gene Ontology annotation, molecular function: RNA helicase activity; zinc ion binding; ATP binding. Gene Ontology annotation, cellular component: nucleus; cytoplasm; ribonucleoprotein complex. The transcript is spliced from 3 exons.